Adineta ricciae is the source of this 1020-nucleotide messenger RNA. The record is from the annotation of a GenBank genome assembly. NCBI's taxonomy places the organism in Eukaryota, Metazoa, Rotifera, Eurotatoria, Adinetida, Adinetidae.
AUGCCGUUCUCAACAUCGGCUUUACUUUACAUUUCUCGCCAGAUUUUGAUCUAUGGAGGCUUAUUUCUCAUCUUCAUCGGAAUGUUUGGUUCGUUAAUGCUGAUUUUCAUCUUUAGUCAACGCCCAUUAAGUCGAAAUCCGUGUUCAAUAUAUAUCGUCACCAAUGCCAUUCUCGCAUUUCUGUUCCUUCCUCUCUUUUUCCUGCCAAACAUCGUCACCUUCGGUUUUCAAAUCAAUUGGCUUGCAAUCAACACUCCGUUCUGCAAGUUUCAAAUGAGUUAUGGCAUAUUCACCGUCACAGCCGUGUUCAUCAUCAACUGUUUGAUCUCAUUUGAUCGCUAUGCCAUCUCAUCACGAUCCGCAAGGAUCCGAUCAAUCAGUACGAAGAAGACAUCCAUAUGUCUUGUGAUCGCUGGUGUGACGUGUGCCUUUUGUCUGAUUGCUUUGCCGGCGGCAAUUCUUUUCGAAAACGUACCCAUAGGUCCAAACCUACCGGCGGUUUGCACAUCGAAAUCAACGAUGUUCCUGUUAGUUGCCGCCUUUGUUUAUUAUCCAGUGCUUGAAGGCGUUCUACCGAUCGUUUUGGCGGUUUAUUUUUGGUUUAUCACUCGACGACACGUUCGAAACUUGCAAAAUCUUGAAUUCGCAACACGAUUCGAUAAACAGAUCACUCGAAUGCUUCUGUAUCAAAUCAUUGUCAGCGCCAUCGCGUCGUUUCCAUUCGCCGCUAUCAAUCUUUAUCGAUCCCUAACAGUUCAAGUCGUUCGCACAGCAGAUCAAGAGAAUAUUGUUCAAUUCAUUCGAGUCAUGUCCAUAUGGUUAUUCUAUAUUCAAUACUGCACUGACUUUUACAUUUAUAUGAAGACGUCGAGUGAAGUUCGUGUACAGUUUUGGAAAAUCAUGUGUCUAUGGUGCAGAUAUCGAAACAAUCGCGUCGUUCCGAUCGCAACUCGUACGAUCACAACGCGAAAAACUUUUCAAAACAAUAACACGAACAGACCCACACCACUCAAAUAUUAA